CUUCCUUGCUGGGAGUGUAGACUUCUUUUAGUGGGGUUCCCAAAGGAGGGGGCCCAGAAGAGCCUGGGGAGGAGGCAGGAACCACCAUCCUGCGCCAAAUACAUAGUGUGUGAGGCUCACCCCAGAAGCACACCCUCACCCAGGGGCCCCUCAGUUGUGCAGCCUCCCAGGUGUGCAAGAGAUGGAGAGCUCUGAGUGGAGACAGGUGUGCCCCCCAGCCUGAGUCACACAGCCCCUUUCCUGACAGCCUAACCAACCCAUGUCCCUCAGGUUGUUAAUGUUUGGCUUCCUUUGUUGAUUCUUAGCUCAGUGUUGUCCACUAGAACUUUCUAGCAUGACCUCAACAUUCUCUACCUCUAUCUGGGUUGCCUAAUUAACAGCCACUAGCCACACGUGCUGCUGAGAACUUGAACAUGGCUAGUGCAACUGAGAAAAUGAACUUUGAUGUUUUCAUUUAAUUCUGAUUAACAGCUGCAUGUGGUUAGUGGCUGUCAUUGGGCAGAGCCGCUCCAGAACUGCAUCUUCCCACAGCCUCCUCCCUAUUCUCCUGUGUUUUAUCAAAUACAUCCCAGGCCUCACCAUCACUUUAUCCCUGGGCAGAAUGGGGCAAGGCAGCAGUUUCUGGGUACAGGACGGAUCUGACCAACUCCCAGAGGGAGUCGCCUUGGCCGGCCUGUACUUCCUUCCAAUCUGGGGUCAUGGGCUGGACAAGAUCAGAGAAUGGUGGGAUCUUGAGAGGAAAGGACAUCAAAGGCAGCUGCUUCAGCCCUGGACAGGUGCUGCGGGGCCCACUCCACUGCUCUCUCUGCCUGAGAGCCUGGGCAUCCGUACUCACCCACCUCCCACGUUGUGUGUUGCCCUUGCCAGGAGCCAGGCCUGUUCCUUCUCUGGUUCAGAUGGGACAAGUUAGUCACUUUAGUGCUCCUGCCCUCCGGGAGUGUGCAUGCAGGAGGGAGAGGCCAGACAAAACAAUGGCGCUGUACAGAAAUAUGCCAGUUUGUACUUUGGGGAGUGCAAUGAGGGAGCAAAUAGGGGUUAAUGACAGAAAAGAAGGGGACUUCUUGGGAAGGGAUAACUAGAGGCGCCUCCUCUGAAGAGGGACCGGUUAAACCAAGAUGGGGGAAACUAGAAUAGGUAAAGUGUUGGGGGAGGGGUGGGAAUAUUCUGGAAGAAGGUACAGAAUGUGCAAAGGCCCUGGGGUAGGAACCUGGUACUCUGGAGGAACCAAGAAAAGGCCAGUGUAACUGGAAAAGAAGGGAGGCAGGUGCACAUGGUGCCAAGUAGGUCAGCAAUGCCUGGGCAUUCAGCAAACCUCAACGGGAAUUCUGGCACUGGUCUCGGAGCAACACACAGUAGCGGAGGGGCUUUACGUACUAUACCUUAAAACACCCCUCUGGCUGCAGGGGUCUAAAUGGCUGACUGAAGGGUAAGAAUGGAAACCCAGAGAGCCAUCAGGAAGCAGCGGCCUUGUCCAGGAAAGAAACAAAGGUGGCCUGGAUGAGGCGGGGGCCAACGGCAUGGAGAGAAAAAGGGUGUUAGAGGUAGAUGUGGAGGUGGAAUCCACAGCUGGACCAGGUCCUGGGUGUGCACGAGAGCAGGAGCAGGGGAAGGCUUCUGGCCAGAGUGCCUGGGUGGGAUGGCUGGGAGAGGAGCGUAUUUUGUAGGAACAGAUGGCGAGUUCUGUUUAGACAAACCAGGAAUGGGGUGGAGAGGUAGGGGACCCAGAGGAGCAGCCCGGGCUGGGGUUGUGCCUUUCAGAGUAGCCAACAUAGGUGAUUCUGAAAUCUUUGGGCAGUUCGAGGUUGAGAAGAGGAGGAAGAGGUGACAUCAUAGGUCCAGGAGUGGCUGAUAAGGAAGGACAAGCAGGGAAUGUGGCAUCCUAGAAGCCUAGAGAAAAAUGCAUUUCAGGGAGGGCUGUUGUGAGGAGGGUGAGCAAAACCAAAUGGCACAUGGAAUGCGGGGGAGGGUGACCAGGGGGUUUGCCCACAUCUAGCAAUAUCAAGCACCUUUCCCAGCUUUGAAAGGGUUGCUCUGGAAUUCCACUGCACUGCCUUGUCUUACCUACCUGAUGGAUGCCAGGUUCCAAGCAGAGUGCCAGGUACAACGUCAGGGGGACAAGAUAGUCACUUCCUUCUGGAGCAGAGAAUCCCCUAACCCACAGCCUCAGACAGGAAGUUCUUUCAAAUAGACAGAACCAAUCCUUUGAUUCAUUUAAAUGAUCAAAUUUUGCUGAGCAGCAUCUGCAUGCCCAGCCCCGUGCAGGGCAGGGGUGCCUAGAGAACCCCUGUGUUCAGGCUGUAACAGGAGGAGGCAUGCCAGGGAGAUCUGGGGACACUGGAAGACAGGUACCAGCCCAGGCUGGGGAGGGUUGGGUGACAGAGGGGAUACCUGAGCUGCUCUCCAGGAAUGAAUGGGAAGUGGCCAGGGAAGAAGAGGACAGGAAGUUCCAGGCACAGAGCAUGAAGGUAGGAGCCACAGUAACAGGAGCGUGUGGGGGAUGGUAAGCCUUGGGGUCCGCUCAGGAGACUUGGGUGGCAGGAGGUGCUGGGGGCUUCCAGAGGCUGGGGAGGGCCGCGCUGGCUCAUGGCAAAGCAAAGGCACACAGUUGGAUCUGUGUGGCAACUUGCUCUCUGGCUGCUGGUUGAGGGAAGAAUUUAGAGGGAUGACUGCCGAGGAGAGGCGGCUGCCUACCCCAGGGGAGCAGCGCAGCCCAGGGUCAGGAGGUCUUCUCCUGACUGUGCUUCUGGCUUGGUCACUGUGACAUCUUGGGUGAGUCACUUACAGUCCCCAAGCCUCAGAUCCCUCCUCUUCCAAGGGAGGCCCCCACCACCACCCUCAGAGCUUACUUACAGCACAGGGCGGAGCUCGGGGCUCAGGUUUCAGGUCGUGCUCCAUCGGCAGUGGCAGUGAGUGCUGUGGUUACCAGCAGGCCGGGAGCUCAGAGAGAUGGUUAGGAGGAAGAGUUUCAGCCUUUGGUCAUCCGCUGGACAUGGUCUUCUGGUCCUGAACUGCUCAUCCUGGCCUCGUGCCUGGCAGAUGGCAGAGUGAGGGAGGUAGAGGCAACCAGCUAGCUGCCUUCAGUCUGGGCCCAACCCCACUUCUGGGCUGCUCUCCCCAGAACCACUGCUGUGUGCCUGCGUGCCUGCGUGCGUGCGUGCACUUGUGUUCUUAGGAAAAGGAGCAUCUGAGAAAACAGAUUCUGUUCCUCAGUCCUGGGGCUCAUGACCUUGGCUUUGUGCUAACUUCCUCCUAAUGCAAUAAGUGAGCUGGACUGGAGGACCAGUCAUCCUUUGGGCGAGGCUCAGCAGGUCUGAGUUUUAGUCCUGGCUCUGUCAUGAAUGAUUCAUGAUCCUCCCCGCUCCCCAAAUCCCCCCACCCUCUGCCUCCGAACUCAAUCCCCCCCUCCAUAAAAUGGGGUGGCACAAAUGGUGCCAGUCUCUCCAGCUCUGCAUCAGUGGUCAGCACUAGUGCAUGUCUUGUCCUGGAUGGAGGGAGACCCUUGGAGGGGCCUAAGGCCGCAGCCUCCCAGCCCUUUGCAGGACCCACCUGCAGAGCUCCCAAUAGCCCUCCCUCAUUUGGUGCAGUCCAGCCCUGAGCUGGGGAGAGCUCUGUGGGCUGCAUGAACCCACAGCGGACCCCUAACACCUCUCCCUUGUUUCUUUCAUCUCCAGUCUCCCACCGGCAAAGCAGGAAUAGACUUUCCUGGCUAAGUUAGAUGGACAGUCCUGAUUAGCCUGGCGGGCUGCCCACCUCCUGCCUUCCCACCUUUCCUCUGGUCCAGGGAGGUGCCAGGGAGGCUGGGGGGCCAGGGCUUUUGGGUGGGGGUUGGGAGUACCCAGCCCCUGGAGCAGGAAUGGUGCCCCCGGGUAAGAAACCGGCCGGUGAGGCCUCCAAUUCCAACAAGAAGUGCAAGCGCUACUUCAACGAGCACUGGAAAGAGGAGUUUACCUGGCUGGACUUUGACUACGAGCGGAAGCUGAUGUUUUGCCUCGAGUGCCGCCAGGCCCUGGUUCGGAACAAGCAUGGCAAAGCUGAGAACGCCUUCACUGUGGGCACUGACAACUUCCAGCGCCACGCCCUGCUGCGCCAUGUGACCUCGGGGGCACACCGCCAGGCCCUGGCUGUCAACAGGGGCCAGCCCACGUUCGAGAGCCAGGCCGAGGGAGGAGCAGCCUAUCCGGGGCUGGCGACCACCCCCACCCCCAGGGGCAUCAAGGUGGAGGUGGACCCGGCAAAAGUGGCUGUGCUGACCACCGUGUACUGCAUGGCCAAGGAGGACAUGCCCGAUGACCGCUGCUCUGCCCUGCUGGAGCUGCAGAGGUUCAAUCUGUGCCAGGCGCUGCUGGGCACGGAGCACGGUGACUACUACAGCCCCAGGAGAGUGAAGGACAUGCAGGUGGCUAUUGCCAGUGUCUUGCACACAGAGGCCUGCCAACGCCUGAAGGCAUCCCCAUAUGUGGGGCUGGUACUGGAUGAGACCAGGGACUGGCCUGAGUCCCACAGUCUGGCCUUGUUUGCCACUUCGGUGUCCCCGUGCGAUGGGCAGCCAGUCACCACCUUCCUGGGCAGUGUGGAGCUCCAGGAGGGCGAAGCCACUGCUGGCCAACUCCUGGACAUCCUGCAGGCCUUUGGUGUGUCGGCACCCAAGCUGGCCUGGCUCAACUCCAGCCUCCCCAGUGACCGCCUAGGGAGUUUGGGCCUGCAGCUCCAGGCCACCUGCCCGCUGCUCACUGAACUACAUUGCCUUCCUGGCCGGACAAAUCCAGCACCCCCUGCCUACCUUGGUGAAUAUGAAAGUGUACUGGAUGCCCUAUUCCGCCUUCACGGUGGACCCAGCUCCCACAUGGUCCCUGAGCUCCGGGAGGCACUGGACCUUGCAGCUAUUGACUUGACAGGACCACGGCCAGUCCCCUGGGCUUCCCUGCUGCCUGUGGUGGAAGCAGUGGCCCAGGUUUGGCCUUGCCUGGUGCCCACACUGGAAGCCUCUGCCCCAGCCUCACCUACAACUAGGGCACUGGCCCUUGCCCUACGCCAGUUUACCUUCGUGGCCUUCACCUACCUGCUGCUGGAUGCUUUGCCCUUGGUGCAGAAGCUCGCCCUCCUCCUGCAGUCGGAAGAACCAGACUUGGGCUUGCUGCAGCCCCUGGUAAUGGCAGCUGCCGCCUCCCUUCAAACGCAGCGCAGCUCUGGUGGGGCCCGCCUUCAGGGUUUCCUGCAGGAACUGGCAUCCUCUGGUAAGGACAAUGAGGGCAGUGGGCACUGCACCUACCGCGGCGUGGAGCUGGUCGGCUACUCCGAGGCUGCGGCCCGGGGUUUGGAGCGGCUACGGGGCACGUUCCUGGACUCCAUGCAAAGGGGGCUGCGGGACUCCUAUCCCGGGCCUUCGCUAGACGCCAUAGCCGCCUUCGCAACCAUCUUCGACGCCCGCCGCUACCCGCAGGCGCCUGAGGAGCUGGGCGCGCACGGCGAGGGGGCGCUGCGCAUCCUGCUGCGCGCUUUCGCCCAGGCGGUGGAGCGCCCGCGGGCGCUGGGCGACUUCGCCCUCUUCAAGCGCGUGGUGUGCAGCCUCGGGCGGCUCGGCCCGCGCGCCCUGUGCGCCAAGUUGGCAUGCACGCAUUCGGAGCUACACGAGCUCUUCCCUGACUUCGCCGUCCUCGCCAACCUGGCUUUGGCGCUGCCAACGGGCGCCAGCCUUCUGGACAAGGUGGGCCGCAGCCGGGAGCUGCGGUGGUGGGGCCAGAGCAGGGCCGGGGAAGGCCGGGGCGGCCCCGCGGUGAAGAUCGCUGUGGAUGGACCCCCGCUGCACGAAUUUGACUUUGCACUGGCGGUGGAGUUCUUAGAGAGCAGGUGGGGGGAGCGACUCCUGGGGUCACAACUCAAUUGAGGGCCACCUGCUCUGGUGCAGCCAGCUUGGGGCUCUGGGCUCUCUCAGGGCCAAGGAGGGCCUGACUGCUGUUCCCAAGCAGACCUACUAACUGUGGCUUCCCACCCACCUGUGGGGCUGCAAACUAACCCAGCCCCUUGGUGGUUGCAGAGGCACUGGCUCAAAGGGGUAUGGGCUAGUGGGCAGAGAAGCUAGGGCCUGGGGCACCCUAAAUAUCACUCCUGAUCUUUCCGGAAUUUAAGGAGAAAUCACUUACCCAUUUUCCACUGGUUUUGGCCCUAGAAAAGUUGGGGGUCUUGGUUGGUGGGUGCAGAAGACAAGGUCUUGGGAAUUGAGGGGUUGAGGGAAAGAAUGGAGCCUUGACUUAACCCCCUCCUGGCAGUGCCUCUUCCCAUAAGUUAGGGGUGGAGAGCAGAUCACCAUCUGAGUUUCUGACACUCAGCUCAGCACCCUCUCUGUGCACAGCUGAACAGUUCCAGGGAAACAGCGGUGCACAACCUGCCCCACCAUAGGCUGCCUGAGACUGUAUAUGACCGUGUAUAUAGACGUAUAAGGCUAUGAAUGUAAAAUAAACCUACCCUUUCUUAGAGUUAACACAAAAAUCUAAAAGGACUUUUGGUUUUGCAAUGACAGGGUCCAAAAAAGUCCCAAAUGGACUUGAUUUAUUUCUAAUUUUUUUCUUCCUCCAAGCCUGGUUCCUCCUCGAGUUCCUAGCCCUUCCUUGCCUCACCUCAGACCUUUAAGACCAAAGACUGUCCAACCACAGAGCUGUGCUGGCCUCAGGAGAGCCUAGGGCCUCACCAGAGCUGGGGGGAAUGUCCUUUCAGACUCCAUCAGGUUUCCCAUGCCUUCUGUCAACUCUGCAGCCGCCAUGAAUGUGAGGGGAUCUGGAGGAGGGUGGUUAGUGAGAGGGGAGGGGCCUGACCCUUUCCCAGGCCUCCUGGGAUUGGGGCUAAUUUGCAAUAAAGUGAAA
This is a messenger RNA of Talpa occidentalis (Iberian mole), 6857 nucleotides long. RefSeq names its product chromosome unknown C17orf113 homolog (gene CUNH17orf113). NCBI's taxonomy places the organism in Eukaryota, Metazoa, Chordata, Mammalia, Eulipotyphla, Talpidae. The record is from RefSeq and is a predicted model, not a curated record. The transcript is spliced from 2 exons. Bases 3854 to 5884 code for a protein of 676 amino acids.